AUUUGAGGAAUGAUUGUGUCAAACUGGCACUUUCCAUGAAAUCCAACUAUACAGACUAUCGCUCCUAGUAUAAAUGACCAGUCAAACCUGGACCGUCUAAGAAUGAACUGGACACAGGUCUUUUUCACUCUGAGUUUCACAGUAGUCGGAGGCUACAGUGACACUACGGUGACCAUCCACCCUCAGUGGCUGGCACAGGGAGGAAGCGCUCGCUAUGACUACAAUAGAUGGAACAAGCACAAUAACUUGGAUCAACCAAACCUCAUUCCAAACUGUCGGAGGCUUCUGACUGAUAGUGGGCGCUGGGGUGACCCAGACACAAACAGUCGUCUCUUUCAAGACUGGCCAGAAGACCCAAACCGAAGUGGCUACCCUGACCCCAACUACUUGAAGAACGUCACCAUACAACAGCAAGUGUGCUCCAGAUACGUACAGAACAUCAACACUGUUUAUGAGAACGACAUGAUCAUGGUGACAGAAGCUCUUGAAUUCCCGAGUUGGAUAGACACGUCUGAUCAUGAUGGUCAUUUCCCAAACAACGUUGAUGCUGCUGCAGAGUUUAUGAUGUUGUUGGUACAAGGAAUUUAUGACUACACCAAAGGACGGAUACCACCCUACAUUGAGCCAAUAAAUGAACCGGAUGGUAAAUGGCAAAUACUGAAUUUCACCACUAUUUCUGCCUUUCACAAAAUAGUUGCAGAGAAACUCCAUGCCAGAUUUAACAUCAAGGUGGCUGGUCCUACAAUUACCAGUGAAAUUAACAACGCAGAUUUACACGACUUUUCGUAUUGGCAAAAAGUGGCAAGUUUCAUGGAUAUCACUCUCGGCUAUAUAGAUGUAUUUUCUUUCCAUGCGUACAAUGACCUCGUUGUUUCGGGAAGAUCUUACAAUUUUACUGGAGCAAAUGAAGCACAUCUGGUAGCAUUUAUAGACCUGGUUGAAAACUACGCCUCUCAGAAGACCGGUAAGAUUAUUCCUCUUGUUAUCAGUGAAUAUGGUCGCGGUGCCGUCAGAGGACUUGACAAAUAUGCUCCAUCACCCAUAAUUGACUUUUCAACAAUCUACCAGUCCAAUGCCCACAGAUUUACCCAACUGGGUCUGAGGGAAUACAUUGACAGAGCAGUGGCCUUUCUUCUUGCCAGUGAAGAAAGGCCAGGACGUUACAGUCUCAACUAUUCACUUUUCACACCUGAAGGAAAACCCACCCGUAUUGUCGACGUUUACGAGUUUUGGUACAAAUUCGCGUCAGGCUUCUCCUUUAUCAGCACUACCAGCCAGUAUGACGGAGAGGAACGUACAGUGUCGCCAUUAGCAAUGUCAAGUACCUCCACGAACGAAACCGUCAUUCUCUUGCACAGUUAUUCUCGGAGGUCACAGGCAGUCAAGCUAGUUUUCCAAGGAGACUGGAUCAAACCAACAACUGGCCAAGCUACUUGCACCACCAUCAAGGACGACUGGUUCCCAGUCAUCACCUUCAACGAAACCAUCGACAUCCAGAAGACACAAGGAAUUGUUGAACUUCCUCCUGAAGCAUCAUGUCACUUUACAUUCAACACCCCUUCAAACAAACUUCCUUCAGUCACUCUCAACGAAACCACAUAUUACGGAGCGGAUACACUGAUACCAAUCAAGGGCGAUGUUGUCUCGACAGUGAUAUCUCUACCAAAUGGCCAGUAUGACAGUGCAAGGCUGAGAGUGUCAACCAGUUGGCUGAUCAAUGAAACAAACAGUGUAUCAUAUCUUACCUUUAACCUCCACCGCCUUGACGCUUUCUUUAAACUGUAUGAUUCAGGCAAGUUUAAUCCUGCCAGGAACAUGUAUUGGAAUGUAUGGGAGUUUGUAGUCCCCACAUCUGUGUUUGUCACAGAUUCCAACCAGGUACAGGUUCACUUCUCUAACAACAAGACAACAGGAUAUGUUUCUUCUUUUGCUCUUGUUACGGGCAAGUUGGUUCCAUCUGACAAGUCAGAUUAAUAGUCAUGCGUCAUAUUCGAAUUAUUAAAGAAUUUCCAUUAA
Messenger RNA from Haliotis rubra (blacklip abalone), 2016 nucleotides. Its product is annotated as beta-porphyranase A-like. Bases 103 to 1974 code for a protein of 623 amino acids. The transcript has 4 exons. The record is from RefSeq and is a predicted model, not a curated record. NCBI's taxonomy places the organism in Eukaryota, Metazoa, Mollusca, Gastropoda, Lepetellida, Haliotidae.